Messenger RNA from Centropristis striata (black sea bass), 1420 nucleotides. It is a transcript of the gene cd9b, whose product is annotated as CD9 molecule b. The record is from RefSeq and is a predicted model, not a curated record. Lineage: Eukaryota; Metazoa; Chordata; Actinopteri; Perciformes; Serranidae. Gene Ontology annotation, cellular component: membrane. Bases 188 to 862 code for a protein of 224 amino acids. The transcript is spliced from 8 exons.
CCACCAGCUCCUCCCCCUCACUUCCUAAAUACACCCAGGUGAGCCAUGCAAGGGUGUGGUUCACAGAAAAAUCUUCUUCUUUUCACUCUGUGUCCUGUUUCUUCCUCCCACCGAAGCAGACGGUUUAACUCCUGAACAGAGGACUUUUCUUCUUUAAAAAAAGCAUCUAAAUCUCGAGCUGGGAGCCAUGGGGGCGCUUCAGUGUAUCAAAUACUUGGUGUUUGUGUUCAACUUUCUCUUCUGGCUGGCAGGUACCGGGGUGCUGGCUGUGGGCCUUUGGCUGCGUUUCGACUCCAGGACAGAGGGACUGUUUAAUGGAGAUGACGGACCAACAGUCUUCUUUACUGGUGUGUACAUCCUGAUUGCGGCGGGCGCCCUGAUGAUGGUCGUGGGCUUCCUGGGAUGCUGCGGAGCCAUUAAAGAGUCGCCGUGCAUGCUGGGAUUGUUCUUCCUCUUCCUGCUCAUCAUCUUCGCUGUGGAAGUGGCUGCUGGGAUCUGGGGGCUCUCCAACAAGGACACGGUGGUGGAGGACGUCACAGAGUUCUAUAAGCAGACGUACGACAACUACAGAAACACCAAACAGGAAGCGCUGAAGGAGACGCUGCGUCUCAUCCACUUCGGCCUGGACUGCUGCGGCCCCACGGGGACGGUGAUCGAUGCUGCUAAAGAUAUCUGCCCCAAGAAGGAGGGCCUGGAGGUCCUCAUCACUACGAGUUGUCCGGCUGCCAUCGACGAGGUUUUCAACAACAAACUGCACAUUAUCGGCGGAGUCGGUAUCGGUAUCGGAGUCAUCAUGAUCUUUGGGAUGAUCUUCAGCAUGAUGCUCUGCUGUGCCAUCAAGAGGUCCAGAGACUUCGUCUGAACAAAAAAAAACCUCCAUCUUUAACUUAUGUGUCCUCACUUUCACAACCUGUCCUUUAGAGUUUAUAUCAGUUUAAUAUUCGUAACUUUCGUCUCUUAGUUUUGCUGCUUGGAUCCGUACAGAAUGACCGCACCUGUGAUAGUAUGGAAGCUCUUAAUUUAGGCCUUUAAUCUCCCUACAAGGUAAAUUGAAUAAAGUUGUGUUUUUAUUCCCAUUUUGAUGAAUCAACACGGAUCAGAUCUGCAGGAAAGAAGAGAUGUUAAAGACUCUGCUGCCCUCUGGAGGACGUUUAAAGAACAACUAUUAAUAAUGUCGGUUCAGUUUCUAGAAGAUGUGUUAAAUGUUGCCUGUGGUUGGUUUGUGGUUUAACAGGCUUUUGCAGCUAACUGAAUUUCACUUUUUUUAUUUUAUUUGUUUUAUUUGUGCUCGUUCCAUGUUUUGAUUUUUAUAAAAGCAGAACUGUGGAGUUUUAUGCAAAUAUUUUGAUGAACGCAGUUCAAAUAUAUCUUUAAAAUGCCAAAUAAAUAAACUAAUGAACACUGAUCUGUGUUAAACUGA